Molecule: messenger RNA, 411 nt
Organism: Iphiclides podalirius (scarce swallowtail)
Lineage: Eukaryota; Metazoa; Arthropoda; Insecta; Lepidoptera; Papilionidae
Source: the annotation of a GenBank genome assembly
AUGCCUGCACUAACAUCGACGAGACAGAAUCGGGGGCGAGAUAACAACGAAUGCAAUUUACAACCGUCCGCGUGUGUAACGUUACGUUGUAAAUCUACGCCGCUGUCGAUUCUACUUUUGACUAGGGGCAGGGCGUUUGUGGCUUGCCGCUGGGCCAAAGUAAACACCGCCGGCAGACGAACGACGCUCGUGACGCCGAGCCGUUUGAAGCGGCGAUCGAUGUCCGUUUGUUUGGACCACGUGGCUAUUGAAGUUCAAAAGGAAGGCGCGCCAGCCCAAAGGCCGCCCACUUACAAUGUGGCCGAACGGGCGGCGGCGAUAACAAUCCGACCGGAUUACGACGGUCUCAUUACACAUGCUGACGACGUUCAUCCAUUCGCCGAUACAAUUUGGCGGGAUUAUCUCCUGGGC